Messenger RNA from Protomyces lactucae-debilis, 810 nucleotides. RefSeq lists its product as uncharacterized. The transcript has a single exon. Lineage: Eukaryota; Fungi; Ascomycota; Taphrinomycetes; Taphrinales; Protomycetaceae. The coding region runs from base 90 to 335 and encodes 81 amino acids. The record is from RefSeq and is a predicted model, not a curated record.
UACCUCUCCUGAGGUCCUAGUACCCCUACAGUCUGGACCUUCUCUAUUACGAUGGUUCACUCAAUCUCUCAGCACUAUCACUGUAAUACAUGGCCCGGCGUAUCUCCCUUCCUGAGGCGGCCUCUGUCGGCAUCACACUCACCUCGCCUCAUGGGCCACGCUAUAGCGUGACGCUCGCAGGCGUCGAACUCCUCUUGGUUCUCGCACAAACACAUCACGCACGCAAGCGUCAAUGUGACAAUAGCUUUUUCAACACAGCCCCAGCGUCAAUUGUCGAUGAAGGCGAUAACGAUAAUGAUAAUGACAACGACGCACGACUUGUAAGCGUCGCAUGAGCGAUGUGCAGCUGCAGGGGAGGACAAGACGCUCGACGCCCGAAAGCAUGGACGCGAUACCCUCGCACAACAGCUAGCGACAACUUGACAGCCGCUCGUCACUUGAAAACAAUCAAAACUCUUCGACACACAGGUGGUUCCUUGAACCAACUCUGAUGAUAAUUACGCCACGCCACCUGCACCUUGGCCGUAUGUGGCGCUCGAUGGGGCGUGUGGGCCCUGUCUUUGCUGCAAGCAACACCAUACUUUGCUCCAUUGUACUGAACAUGGAACCAGUUCUGCCCCCAGCCGCCGCCAUUGGGACAUAAUUGCGUCAUUGGGACAAGGUAGCAUAUCUCGUAGCCGCCGUGACCUUUGAUGUCCUUCAAGUGAAGAACCUUUGGUGCAGCGGGAUAGAGUUCUUGAGGGAGAACAUCGAACUUUCUGUUCCGUUGUUUGCAAUCAUAGGGACAAGCUUCCGGGUCCGUUGGCGGAG